UCGUUGGUUGUUGGUUGAGGUCAGCAUUGUUUUGCUGAUAGUUGGCAGAGAUAAUAAUUAUGGGAGCAUUAUCGCGGAGCUGCAUUAUAUGUGGACUUUGUUAUUCCAAUAACAUGUCGAGCAAUAAUAUUGUCUGCGAGUGUCAUAGUAAAAAACAGGACUACUACUCAAAUUCAUCAACAAACAUGUUGAGGACCACAUUGAGUCAAAUUCCAUCAAGGGUGGGACCACAGAUAGAUUACAUGCUUUCAUCGUCUGUCUUGGCCAGAAGAUGGCCCAGAAGCCUGUCCGUUUCAUGGCAUUCAACAGCAGCAGAACAGAAGCAAGAAGUGAAAUUACCGCCACUCCCUGUACCACCUCUCCAAAGCACUUUGCAGAAACUGUUAAAGACUGCAAAACCUCACCUGUCUUCAAGUGAACUUUGUGACACAAUUAAAGCAAUUGAAGACUUUGGGAAAAAAGGUGGUAUUGGUGAAGAAUUGCAGGCCAGAUUGGAAAAUAGAGCCAACACCAAAAGAAACUGGCUUGAAGAUUGGUGGCUGGCCUGCUCUUAUCUGGGAUACCGAAGCCCAGUUGUGGUUCAUUCAAGCCCUGGUCUUGUAUUUCCUCUACAAAAAUUUAAUGAUGUAAAUGACCGCUUAUUGUAUGCUGCUCGUACUAUUGUGGGUGCCUUGAACUAUAAAUUAAUGAUUGACAAUGGCAAGAUUCCUCAGGAUAAACAAGGCAACAAUCCCUUGGAUAUGAUCCAGUAUUCAAGAAUAUUUGGAGUGAACCGUGCUCCGGAUAUGCCAUUGGAUCGUUUGCGUUUUGCUGAUCCCAACUGUCCACCCAAACAUAUCACCGUUGUUCAUAACAAUCAGUUUUUUAAGGUCCCAGUGUUUAAUGAGAGGGGUCAAGUUCUUGAUGAAACACAACUUCUGUUCAUGUUGAAGAAUGUUAUUGAUAAUUCCAAAACGCCUGGCCCACCUGUUGGUAUUUUAACAAGUGCUCCGCGAGAUGAUUGGAGCAAAGCAUAUAAAGAACUGUCUUGCAUAAAUAAUGGAGUGAAUAAGAAGUCAAUUGAAGAAAUUGAAUCAUCCUUGUUUGUACUUGCUUUGGAUCAAAAGAAUCCUGAAAUGCCUGUCUCAAUGGAUAAGAGAACAGUGGCUGCUCUUCAGAUGUUGCAUGGCUUGGGAAGCUUCUGUAAUAGUGGAAACAGGUGGUUUGACAAGACCAUCCAGUUCAUCGUGGGAACUCAUGGAGAAGUAGGUUUAUGCUAUGAGCACAGCCCUGCAGAGGGUCAGCCAGUAGCAGUUAUGAUGGACUUCAUUCUUAAGCACAUAUCAUCGUGCAAAAAUGAAUUUGUAAAAGAAGUUACCUGCCCGAGACCUGAACCACUGCCCUUUGUUUUAAAUAACACCCUGGAAUGUGCUAUUAAAGAUGCUUCAAGGCAGAUUGACAGUUUAAUUGCAGAUGUUGACAUGAAAGCUUAUUCAUUCAAAGGCUAUGGUAAGGAUUUCCCAAAGCAAAACAAAAUGAGCCCUGAUAGCUUCAUUCAAAUGGCUAUGCAAUUGGCAUUUUAUAGAAUUCAUGGGGUACCUGCUGCAACUUAUGAGACUGCUAGCACUCGCAUGUUUUUGGGUGGUAGAACAGAAACAAUUCGCUCAUGUUCUGAAGAAUCCACCCUCUUCUGUAAAACAAUGCUUGACAAUUGUGCAAGCAUAGAUGAUAAGUUUAAAUCUCUGAAGACUGCUGUAAAUGCCCACAGAGCAUACACUAUGGAAGCAUCUAAAGGUCUAGGUGUUGACCGCCAUCUUUUUGGUUUGAAGCUGAUUGCUCAAGAAGCCAACAUGGAUUUACCUGCACUCUACUCUGACCCAGGCUACACCCGCAGUGCACGCAUGCGGAUAUCAUCCAGUCAAGUGGCUGCUUCUGUUGAGGCAGUUAUGUGCUAUGGACCCUUAGUUCCUGAUGGUUAUGCUUGCUGUUACAAUCCUUUACCUCAACAAAUGAUGUUUGCAAUUUGUGCUAUGAAUCAGUGUCCAGAAACUAGUGCAGAAACUUAUGCCAAUGCACUUGAAUCAUCCCUACUGGACAUGCAAAAAGUUGUGUCAUCCUGCAGCAACUUGCAAUCAAAACUAUAGUUGCAUAUUUUGCUAAAGCCUUGCUCUGCAAGCUCCUUAAAUACCCUGGUAUGAAAUUUGAUUUUGGUGGGGUUUAAAGUAUUUGUGUACUUAUAUUUUAAUUUUUAUAGUGUGUGUGCCAUGAAGUGCUGCCUUGUAUUCUGUUAUUGCAGUAUUCUCUAAUAAUCUCAUUUCAUACUGUGGUCAAAGAAAUGAGUUUGUUUUAGCCAUAAGUCAUUCCUAAAUUUAUUUUCAUAGAACUUGGUUUAUUUUACUAUCUUCACAAAAUUUGAUGUAUUUACUGUAGGUUGUGUACAAUCCUCUUGCCCUCAUAUAGUUUUGUAUUUAACUCUAUUUUUCUAUGUUUCCUUUUAUGGUUGUUCUUUUUCUUUACUGUAUUUUGAGACUGCAUUCAGAAUUUCAAUAAUUUUUCAUCUCUAACAAUUGAGAGGAUUUAGACUGUUACUAAUA
Messenger RNA from Frankliniella occidentalis (western flower thrips), 2573 nucleotides. Its product is annotated as carnitine O-acetyltransferase. Lineage: Eukaryota; Metazoa; Arthropoda; Insecta; Thysanoptera; Thripidae. Gene Ontology annotation, cellular component: peroxisome. Gene Ontology annotation, biological process: carnitine metabolic process, CoA-linked. The record is from RefSeq and is a predicted model, not a curated record. Gene Ontology annotation, molecular function: carnitine O-acetyltransferase activity.